GCAUCCGAGGGGGAUGGUGCCAGUCGAGCUAGAGGGAUGUGCAAUUCGGACGCCCAUUUGGUUUAUAGCGUCAACGAUAUACGUGGUCUGGGAUGUCGAGAUUAUUACCCAGGAACUUCCGUUUUUCUCGUCGUAGGGCAGGAGUGGUGCUAGGUACUACUGGCGUGCUGUCCUAUUGCGUGUAUACCUCAGCAGUGCUGCAUUCCGACGCUAACCCUCCAGAACGUUUUCGUUUCCCAACUGUCGAGUCUAAACAGCAUGUUCUGGAUCGUAUGAAAAGCCAGAAGCGUGUUGAGAGUUUUGACACGCGCUUUCCUGUAGAUGUUGACACCAAACUACGUGAACACGAGAGGUCUAGGAUUGGAGAAAAGAACUCAGGAAUAUCACGCUAUGAUAUCGCACAUGUAUCAAGUAAUCUACCGUCUGAAGAUGAUCAUUCAGAAGUUAUCGUAUCUACACCUGCAAGCUCAUGGGGCUUUUCGCAUUAUUUGACGGCCAUGCUGGCUGGGAGACUAGCGCGUGGCUGAGCAAAAAUCUUGUACCAGCUGUCGUAGGAUCACUUGCAGACCUCUACUCGAAAUAUGCUGAAAGCGAUGCAAAAACGAAAAAGUCAUCCAAGUCUCAACAGGAUGAAAUCAUUUCUCCUCCGCCAAAUGCGGUAGACGAUACAAUCAAAGAUACCUUCAAACGACUUGAUGAUGACAUCGUCCACGCACCUCUUGAACGUGUUUUUGCGUCUCCCUCGAAAGAUGCAGCGGUCAACUUACUCGCUCCUGCUAAUGCUGGCUCUUGUGCUCUCCUCGCUUUCUACGAUCCUCAGACUCGGUUGUUACGCAUUGCUCUCACUGGCGACUUGCGAGCUGUUCUUGGACGUCGCAAAACAGACGAUGACGGCAACAUCACUUACGACGUCCAUGUCCUUUCUGCCGACCAGAAUGCGUAUAAUAAGGAUGAGGAACAGCGUAUGCAAGCGCAGCAUCCAGGGGAAGAAAUCAUGAAGAAUGGUCGUGUUCUGGGGUGGGGCCCAUCCCGCGCUUUUGGCGACGCACGCAUGAAAUGGAAUCUCGAUAUUCAAGCACGGCUCAAGAAAGAAUAUCUCGGUCGCACACCCUACAAGAACGUCAAAACUCCUCCUUACUUCACUGCAGAGCCAGAAAUUACAACUACAGAAGUGAAACCCGGAGACUUUUUGAUUCUCGCUACAGAUGGAUUAUGGGAGAGUUUGAGCAAUCCUGAAGCGGUCGGAUUGGUGGGCAUGUGGCUUAGUCACAAUGAACGAGAACGGAAGGGUCUCGGUCGUAUAGAGGGCAGUCACUCGGGUGUCUUCUUACGAUCAGAGUUGCCUGUCAUUCUUGGUGAAGAUGAUGAUGGUACCUCUCGGUUUGCUCAGUGGAGUGCCAAGAAACAAUUUGUCAGCGUUGACCAUAACGCUGCGACGCAUCUUGUUAGAAAUGCUUUGGGAGGCGCAGAUAAAGAUCUAACUGCAGCGCUCCUCAGUAUCAACUCACCUCGAUCUCGGAGCUACAUAAAUCCAUUAUACAAGAGCCAUACCAUCGCUGCCAUGACAGGCGUCAAAAAAACCAUGCGGAUAUAUCAAGAGGACCUAUCUGCUUUGAUCGAUGACUUGACAUAUUCUGCUCUUCUACGGACGAUAUAUAAUACUACUGAUAUCACAUCUGAAUACGGUUUAGUUCCUCGACGAGCUGAAUAG
Serpula lacrymans var. lacrymans S7.9 is the source of this 1711-nucleotide messenger RNA. RefSeq lists its product as uncharacterized. The record is from RefSeq and is a predicted model, not a curated record. Gene Ontology annotation, biological process: protein dephosphorylation. The transcript is spliced from 4 exons. Gene Ontology annotation, molecular function: cation binding; protein serine/threonine phosphatase activity. The coding region runs from base 470 to 1711 and encodes 413 amino acids. Lineage: Eukaryota; Fungi; Basidiomycota; Agaricomycetes; Boletales; Serpulaceae.